Lepus europaeus (European hare) is the source of this 2262-nucleotide messenger RNA. It is a transcript of the gene GPC3, whose product is annotated as glypican 3. NCBI's taxonomy places the organism in Eukaryota, Metazoa, Chordata, Mammalia, Lagomorpha, Leporidae. Gene Ontology annotation, biological process: cell migration; regulation of protein localization to membrane; positive regulation of canonical Wnt signaling pathway. Gene Ontology annotation, cellular component: extracellular region; cell surface; plasma membrane. Bases 192 to 1934 code for a protein of 580 amino acids. The transcript is spliced from 8 exons. The record is from RefSeq and is a predicted model, not a curated record.
CCCGCCCCGCGCAGCCCAGCCGUUCCCGCCCUCGCCCAGCGCCCAGGUAGCUGCGAGGAAACUUUUGCAGAGGCUGGUUAGCGGCUAGUCUCUCGCUCCUCAGGGCCACUGCCAGGCUUGCCGCGUCCUGGGACUGCUCCCGCUCCUGCUGCCACCCUCUCACCGCGCAUCCUAGCUCCCGGCGAAGCAGGAUGGCCGGGCCCGUGCGCACCGCGUGCUUGGUGGUGGCGAUGCUGCUCAGCUUGGGCUCCCCGGGACAAGCGCAGCCCCCGCCGCCGCCGCCGGACGCCACCUGUCACCAGGUCCGCUCCUUUUUCCAGAGACUGCAGCCCGGACUCAAGUGGGUUCCCGAAACCCCCGUGCCAGGAUCAGAUUUGCAAGUAUGUCUCCCCAAGGGUCCAACAUGCUGUUCAAGAAAGAUGGAAGAAAAAUACCAACUAACAGCACGGUUGAACAUGGAACAACUGCUUCAGUCUGCAAGUAUGGAGCUCAAGUUCUUAAUUAUUCAGAAUGCCGCGGUUUUCCAAGAGGCCUUUGAAAUUGUUGUUCGCCAUGCCAAGAACUACACCAACGCCAUGUUCAAGAAUAACUACCCGACCCUGACUCCACAAGCUUUUGAGUUUGUGGGUGAAUUUUUCACAGAUGUGUCACUCUACAUCCUGGGUUCUGACAUCAACGUGGAUGACAUGGUCAAUGAAUUGUUUGACAGCCUGUUUCCGGUCAUCUAUACCCAGCUAAUGAACCCGGGUCUGCCCGAGUCAGCCUUUGACAUCAACGAGUGCCUCCGAGGAGCAAGACGUGACCUGAAAGUGUUCGGUAACUUCCCUAAGCUGAUUAUGACCCAGGUUUCCAAGUCACUGCAAGUCACUAGGAUCUUCCUUCAGGCCCUGAAUCUUGGAAUCGAAGUGAUCAACACAACCGAUCACCUGAAGUUCAGUAAGGACUGUGGCCGAAUGCUCACCAGAAUGUGGUACUGCUCUUAUUGCCAGGGACUGAUGAUGGUUAAGCCUUGUGGUGGCUAUUGCAAUGUGGUCAUGCAAGGCUGUAUGGCAGGAGUGGUGGAGAUUGACAAGUAUUGGAGAGAAUACAUCCUGUCUCUCGAAGAACUUGUGAAUGGCAUGUACAGAAUCUAUGACAUGGAGAAUGUACUGCUUGGUCUCUUUUCGACAAUCCAUGAUUCCAUCCAGUAUGUCCAGAAAAAUGGAGGAAAGCUGACUACCACCAUUGGCAAAUUAUGUGCCCAUUCUCAACAACGCCAAUAUAGAUCUGCUUAUUAUCCUGAAGAUCUGUUUAUUGACAAGAAAGUAUUAAAAGUAGCUCAUGUAGAACAUGAAGAAACCUUAUCCAGCCGAAGAAGGGAACUAAUUCAGAAGUUGAAGUCUUUCAUCAGCUUCUAUAGUGCUCUGCCUGGCUACAUCUGCAGCCACAGCCCUGUGGCGGAAAAUGACACCCUUUGCUGGAAUGGACAAGAACUCGUGGAGAGAUACAGCCAGAAGGCAGCAAGGAAUGGAAUGAAAAAUCAAUUCAACCUCCACGAGCUGAAAAUGAAGGGUCCUGAGCCAGUGGUCAGUCAAAUUAUUGACAAACUGAAGCACAUUAACCAGCUCCUGAGAACCAUGUCUGUGCCCAAAGGUAGAAUUCUCGAUAAAAACCUGGAUGAGGAAGGGCUUGAGAGCGGAGACUGCGGCGACGAUGAGGAUGAGUGCAUCGGAGGCUCUGGUGAUGGAAUGAUGAAAGUGAAGAAUCAGCUCCGCUUCCUUGCAGAACUGGCUUACGACCUGGACGUGGACGAUGCUCCUGGAAGCAAGCAACACGUGAAUCAGAAGGACAAUGAGCUGGCCACCUCACACAACCUCGGGAAUGCCCGGUCCCCGCUGCCGCUGCUCGUCAGCAUGGCCAUUUAUGUGGCGUGCUUCUUCUUCCUGGUGCACUGACUUCUUAGUGCCCAGUCCCCGUGCUGCCCUGCAGCACCCUGUGGUUUUCCUGCAUAAAGGGAACCACCUUCUUAUUGUUUUCUAUUUUUUUAUCUCGUAUACCUCCUCCAGCCAUUAAGUAGAGGACUAACCACGAGUUACGUUUUUCGAAAAUCAAAUGGUAUCUUUAUGAGGAAGGUAAAUUUUAGUGGUAGGAUAGAUUGUCCUUUUGCAGAGAAAAUGAAAUCAACUUGUGCCAAAUUAUUUUCCUAUGUUUGGCUGCUAGAACAUGGUUACCAUGUGUCUUUCUCUCUUUCUCUUUGCAUGGAUUUCUUUGGAAAAAAAUAAA